AUGCUGAAUGGCACCUCAGUCCCCAAAUUCAUGCUGCUUGGCUUUCCUGAGCUUCAGGAGUUCCAAUUACUGUCCUUCGUCAUUCUCCUCUCCGUCUAUCUCUUCAUACUCCUUGGCAAUGGCUUGAUCAUUGUCCUAUCCCAUAUAGAUAUGAGCUUGCGAUUCCCCAUGUACUUUUUCCUGAGGCAUUUCUCAUUCCUUGAGAUGUGUUAUACCUCAGUUACUCUUCCCCAGUUGCUAAGAAAUGUCCUCAGGGCAUCCUGUGCCAUCUCCUUCUGGACCUGCCUCACUCAGAUGUAUUUCUUCUUUUUCUUUGGCUCCACAGAGUUCCUUCUCUUGGCUGCUAUGGCCUAUGAUAGGUAUUUAGCCAUCUGUCACCCAUUGCAAUAUCCAGUGCUCAUGGACAGCCAUGUUUGUGUCUGCCUCGCCUUGGGUUCCUGGCUGAUUGGAUUUUUGACUCCCUUCCUGCCCAUAGCCUUCAUUUCACAGUUGCCAUUUAACAGCAGCAACCAGAUCAACCACUUCUUCUGUGACACGGGGCCCUUGAUUAAGCUCUCGACUGGAAAUACUUUUAUGGCUGACACAAUGGUAUUCCUGGUCUCCGCAGUGAUUGUUCUCAUAUCUUUCCUUCUGACAUUGACUUCAUACGCGCUGAUUGUUUCAGCCAUCUGCCAUAUCCCUUCUGUGUCAGGAAGGCAUAAGGCCUUUUCUACCUGUUCCAGUCACCUCAUGGUGGUUACUAUCUUCUACGGGACAGUAAUCUUCACAUAUCUCUGCCCUCAUUCUGAUCAGACUUUUGAAAUAGAAAAAGUUGUCUCACUGCUCUAUGCUGUGGUCACUCCAGUGUUGAAUCCAAUUAUCUACACCCUGAGAAACAAAGAUGUGAAAAGAUCUGUGGAAAAGAUCCUCUACCGUGUAAAGAACAAGCAAAGAAAAAUGUCAUAA
Protobothrops mucrosquamatus (brown spotted pit viper) is the source of this 945-nucleotide messenger RNA. Its product is annotated as olfactory receptor 11L1-like. The transcript has a single exon. Gene Ontology annotation, molecular function: G protein-coupled receptor activity; olfactory receptor activity. Gene Ontology annotation, cellular component: membrane. The record is from RefSeq and is a predicted model, not a curated record. NCBI's taxonomy places the organism in Eukaryota, Metazoa, Chordata, Lepidosauria, Squamata, Viperidae. Gene Ontology annotation, biological process: G protein-coupled receptor signaling pathway. Bases 1 to 945 code for a protein of 314 amino acids.